AGGCAGUGGAAGGAGCUGGGAUCUGUUUGAAGGACUUGGCUCGUGGGGAAGGAACACAUGGUUCAAAGCCACAGAAAAAGGAAAGUUAUGUUUAAUAUAACACUAAUGGAAGCCCUCUGUGCCGGAGGAGAGGAUAUUAAGCCUGCAGCUGAGGGCUGUAGUGCCAAGCUCUCCAGCCCCCUCUCUGUCACCAUCUCAGGACACUGCCCUGGUCCCUGAAGCACCAGCUUAGCUUGUCUUGUCAAGAGGACAAGGUGGUUAAACCACCACGAAAUGAUGAGACGUGUCAGUUCUAUAUCCCUGUAGAUAUAUGGCAGCUUUGGCAAGGUCACUGCAUGCCCGUGCAUGAUCUUGGCUUUUGGUUGGAAGCAUCCAUCUUCCUCUUCCUCUUGGGACUGUCCCACAGACUUUCUUCUCAUCAACAAAGAGCAGGACCUGCACCCAGUGACUCAGGCUGACUUGGUGUCUUCAGUAGAGGUGCUGGGAAAGGGCAUUUGCAGAGCAGGACCAGUGGUGACAGGAAAAGGACGUGAUGCAGGCAGGGAGGCAGCUAGGGUGGCAAGGUCAGGAUACCUGGCCCAGGACCAGGAAGGGGACAGGAAGGGGUGUGAGGCAGGACUGAGCAGGGGGCUGGACACCCAGGCUCCAUAGCUAGGAGUCCUGGGGAGGCAGGGCUCAUUACUGCUGCAAGCCGCUGGGAGAAGAGGUGCUGGAGCCCCGUCCUCCCUCCCAGAGAGGAAGGAGGGUGAGAGCAGAGAGCGAGCCUGGAGCCUCCCGCAUCUGAAAUGUGAUCCUGCUGGAGGCACCUCCCUGGGCCCCACCUUGCGCUCCCCAACAUAUAUAUGUCACCCUCCAAGGGCACAGGGGACACAGGCUGACACACUGUGCCAGGGCCCCAGGCGUCCCUGCGGAUGGAGCGGCCAAGGCACCAGGGGAUGGCAAAGAACACCUACAUGCGCUGGCGGCUCCCACUCAUCUGCCUCCUCUGGGAAGUGGCAAUGAUCAUCCUCUUCGGUGUCUUUGUGCGCUUCGGUCCUGAAGCAGAUGCACACUGGGAGGAAGAGAAGCAUGAAAUGAACAUUACCAGUGACAUUGAGAAUGAUUUCUACUUCCGAUACCCCUCUUUCCAGGAUGUCCACGUGAUGAUCUUUGUGGGCUUUGGCUUCCUCAUGACAUUCCUCAAGCGUUAUGGAUUCGGAGCUGUUGGAUUCAAUUUCCUCCUUGCAGCUUUUGGGAUCCAAUGGGCUCUCCUGAUGCAAGGCUGGUUCCACUCUUUCCAGAAUGGGAAGAUCCUUAUUGGAGUGGAAAACCUGAUCAAUGCUGAUUUCUGCGUGGGUUCUGUGUGCGUUGCCUUUGGAGCCAUCCUGGGCAAAACCAGCCCCGUACAGCUCCUCAUCAUGACUUUGUUUCAAGUCACACUCUUUGCAGUGAAUGAGUACAUCCUCCUCAACCUGCUUCACGUUAAGGACGCAGGUGGCUCCAUGACCAUUCACACCUUUGGAGCCUACUUCGGCCUCACUGUGACCCGUUUCCUAUACAGACCCAACCUGGAGCAGAGUAAAGACAAGGAGGGCUCUGUGUACCAUUCUGACCUCUUUGCUAUGAUUGGUACCCUAUAUCUGUGGAUGUACUGGCCCAGUUUCAACUCAGCCAUUUCUGAACAUGGGGAUGCCCAGCAUCGGGCUGCCAUUAACACAUACUGCUCCCUGGCUGCUUGUGUCCUCACUACAGUGGCCUUCUCCAGCAUGCUGCAGAAGAAGGGCAAGCUUGACAUGGUCCACAUCCAGAACGCAACACUGGCUGGUGGAGUGGCUGUGGGCACCAGUGCGGAGAUGAUGUUGACCCCAUAUGGCUCCCUCAUCGUUGGGUUCAUCUGUGGCAUUGUGUCCACAGUGGGGUAUGUCUACCUCACGCCUGUUUUGGAGUCCAAGUUACACAUCCAGGACACAUGUGGCAUCCACAACCUCCACGGCAUGCCAGGCCUUAUAGGGGGCAUUGUGGGAGCCAUCACUGCAGCUGCAGCCACAGAGGAUGUAUAUGGAAAGGAAGGGUUUAUCAAGGCAUUUGACUUCACUGGCAGCUAUAAGACACGGACACCCAGUAUUCAAGGAGGGUUCCAGGCAGCCGGCAUUGUCGUUUCUCUGCUGAUGGCUUUUGCUGGGGGAACCCUUGUGGGAGCCAUCCUGAAGCUGCCCAUCUGGGGCGACGCGGCGGACGAGAACUGCUUCGAGGAUGACAUCUACUGGGAGGUGCCCGAGGACGAAGAGAGCGACGUGUACCACAUGCACAACCCCGACAAGGCCGCCUCGCCCUGAGCCGCCAUGCUGCCGGGAUGCCGCCGCCUCAGCGGGAUGGCGGGGCUGCUCCCGGGGGCGGGGAGAUGGCGGCCGCCAUGUCAGCAACACAGCCCUGCCCGUGAGGAUACAGCCUAGUGGGGAAAGGGCUGCAGGUGGAAACACGCACUUCCCUACUGGCUCACUUUUGUAAUUAGUUCAUAUGAACGAAAUAAAAGCAUGGCUCUUUUUCAUAGUA
This is a messenger RNA of Coturnix japonica (Japanese quail), 2532 nucleotides long. RefSeq names its product Rh family C glycoprotein (gene RHCG). Gene Ontology annotation, cellular component: plasma membrane; basolateral plasma membrane; apical plasma membrane. Gene Ontology annotation, molecular function: ammonium channel activity. The record is from RefSeq and is a predicted model, not a curated record. NCBI's taxonomy places the organism in Eukaryota, Metazoa, Chordata, Aves, Galliformes, Phasianidae. Gene Ontology annotation, biological process: ammonium transmembrane transport; ammonium homeostasis.